GCUGAGCGACAGACGGACGACAGCCCAUCAGCGGAAAAAAACACCAUGUGAAGGGAAAAGUAUAUAUAGAGGCACACGGAUAGUAAACUUUGACGGUGAGGACUUCAGUCGUCUCACCACCAAACAACACUGUUUUAAAGGCUCGGUGGGAAGCGAAUGGACAGAGCCGGAGCGGAGCUGGACAGUCUCACCAACGGUCAGUUAGUAGCAGAGAGGCACAGGAGACCCUUUUAUGGUGAAGAAUGUAGCAGACACAUAUACCAUGCCGACAAGUGAUGGCCCAACCCGAUACCCAGUCUUUGUGGCUCCGCCCAAUGGCAACCACCAGAGGUCUCCAGGUUAUGUACCUGGGCGAGUGGCUCCGGUCCGCUCACCUCCACCAGCGAAAGCUCCACCACCCCCUCCAAUAAAACCUCACGGCCCACCGCCACAGCGACAAACAGCAUUUAAUUUGUCAGAGGGGACCCAGCAGAGAAGCCGCGCUCAGAGCCUCCAGCAAAGAAAGAACACUCUGAUUUGUUGUGGAGUGUCACUGGGGACAUUCCUCCUGUCUCUCAUUCUCAUCUUUAGUCUCUCAAAGCGCAAUGUGUUAGAUGAAAAUUGUCCAGACCAUGAUUCAUCCUUAAGCAGCUGGAACCCAGGCCAUCAACCAGACAAAGCUGUUGUUGUCAGGAAGGGACACUUAUUUAGACUGGAGGCUUCUGCUACCUUUCGUUCCCUUACAAUCCAGUCAGGAGGCCGGGUCGUUAUUGCAGACAAUGCUGAUGGCUCCAAAAACAUAACUGUAAGAACAGGGCACAUCCUUAUCGAAGAUGGUGGUGCUCUUCACAUUGGUGCACCCAAAUGUCGCUACCGAUCACAUGUAUCUAUCAUUCUUGUUGGUCGCUCUGACAACAAGGCAGUCCCUGAAGUCCCCAGCCUGGGCCGUAAAUUCAUUGGCGUCAUGGGUGGCGGAACACUUGAGCUACAUGGUACUGAGAGAGUUUCCUGGACUCUGCUGACCCGAAGCAUACCAGCCACCGGUCUGCCCACAGGGGGUCAUGUAUUUGAGAAGAACUUUAGCCGAGGUAUCAACUUGCGUGUGGUGGACCAAGACACAGCUGAUGUCCUUGUUUCUGAACGCUAUGACACACAUGACUCCCGUAAUGACAGUCGGCGGCUCACCCAGCUGCUAAGGUCCCUGCCAACAGGACGCAUCGUAACACUGGCUGUCGGAGACUCUGCUGCAAAAAGUCUACUGGAUGAAACCAAGAAGACCAUUGAGGAGAAACUUGGCAGCAGCUAUGUCUAUGAUCUCAAGUACAGACAGGCGUGGGCUUUGGUCUCCGUGGUGGGCGGUGGUAACGCGUCAUGCACAGAGGAUGUUAGGGAACAUGAAAACCACGACACAGGAGGCAGAGCUCUGGCAACACGCAACUUCACCACCGUCAACGGAGUGGGCUUUUCGGUCACUGCCUACAGCGAAUGGAAGAGUGGUUUUGCCAUCUCAGGCUUCCAGGUAGAUGCUGCUGACCAGGUUGUGUUGAACCUGCAGGAUGAAGUACAAAAGACCUGGCAGCCCGGGGAUCAGAUUGUAGUUGCAAGUACAGACUAUUCCAUGCACCAGGCGGAGGAAUUUACUUUGCUACCCUGUUCUCACUGCACCAGCAGGCAGGUCCGGAUACAAGGAAAGCCACAGUAUAACCACACAGGAGAGAUCAUCGAUGGAGUUGACAUGCGUGCUGAGGUGGCUCUGCUCUCCAGGAAUAUUCUCAUCGUUGGAGAAAUGGAAAACUCCUGCUACGGAAACAACAUGUGCCAGUUUUACAACCACGACACCUAUGGAGGCCACAUCAAGAUCUUUGGUAACUUCUCUUCAGUACAUCUGUCACAUGUGGAACUAAAGAACAUGGGCCAGCAGGCAGAGAAAGGCCGCUAUCCUCUCAACUUCCACAUGUGCAGUGACGUUGACCAGAAGGGAGGCUACUGGGAGCCCACCUAUGUAGACGGACUCUCCAUACACCACUCCUUUUCUCGCUGCCUCACCAUCCAUGCUACCAACGGUUUACUGGUGAAGAACACUGUAGGUUAUGACACCCUGGGUCACUGUUUCUUUCUCGAGGAUGGAAUUGAGCAGCGUAACACUUUCUACCACAACCUUGGACUACUGACUCGACCUGGGACCUUACUGCCCACUGACCGCAAUGAGACCCUCUGCACCAGCAUUAAGGACAAAGUGUACAAGGGAUACACACCGUCUCCCAGCACAGAGUGCAAGGCGGUUUCAACAUUCUGGAUCACCAACCCUAAUAACAACCUCAUCAGUAAUGCAGCUGCUGGUUCUCAGGAUGCUGGCAUAUGGUUUGUGUUCCACAGCUCUUCCACUGGAGACUCUCAUGGGCUGGUUCCAGAAACCAAGGCAGAGCUCACUCCCCUGGGCAUUUUCUAUAAUAACCGUGUUCACUCCAACUUUAAGGCAGGGCUGUUCAUUGAUAAGGGAGUGAAGACUACCACUGCUACUGCUACUGAUCCCCGGGAGUACCUGUGUCUAGAUAACAGCGCCAGAUUUCGACCACACCAGAAUGCUGAUCCUACUCGUCCUCGUGUGGCGGCAGUCAUCGACACACUCAUCUCUUUCAAGAAUAAUGACUUGGGAGCAUGGAUAAGAGGUGGCGAUAUCAUCAUCCAGAACUCGGGUUUUGCAGACAAUGGUGUGGGAUUAUCCUUCGCCAGUGAGGGCAGCUAUCCUAAGGAUGAGGGCUCUAGCCAGGAGGUGACACAGUCUCUGUUUGUGGGCGAAAGCCGAAAUAGAGGAACCAACGGGGGACAGAAUAAAUACUGGGGCCUUGGAGGGGUUGAUGGAAAGAUGAGGACUCUGCCCAGAAACAGGACUUUCCCUAUCCGUGGUUUUCAAAUAUAUGAUGGUCCUGUGCGGCUCACACAGAGUACAUUCCGUGGCUUUGUCCCCACACCAGAGCGUUACACCAGCGCAGUGGGAUUCAGCCUGAAAAACACCUGGCAACUCACCCCACGCAACAACCUGUCCCAGCUCGCCUUCCACAACACUGUGGGUCUACAGGCAUUCUUUGGUCGCCCAGGGCAGUGGUUUGAAGAAAACGACCUGGAUGGAGACAAGAACUCCAUCUUUCAUGAUGUUGACGGUUCAGUGACAGGCUACACAGACACAUAUGUGGGGAGAGCUGACAACUACCUGAUCCAGCAUCCUGGCUGCGUCAGCAGGCCUCAGUGGAAUGGAGUAAUUUGCAGCGGCCGCUACUCUCAGGUGUACAUCCAGACUCAGGGAGCCCCCAGCCUUACUCUAUCCAUCAACAGAGAUGAAUAUCCAAACACUCCUCUGGUGCUGAGGGGGAUUAACAGCCAGGGGGCACUGUCACAACAAUACCAACCCAUCCUGAUGAUGAGUAAGAGCUACACGCUGCACUGGAGCGGACCUGCACCCAGAGAGGUCGUCCUCUCCCUUAUCAACUUUGACAAAGAUGACUGGGUUCUUGUUGGACUCUGCUACCCAUCAGACACAGCAUUUCAGAUCAUGGCAGACAUCAAUGACAGACAAAGCAACACCUUUGAUGACCUUACAGACUAUGGCACUGUAUCAUCACUUGCAGACUUGGAAAAAAGACAGACAGAAAGAAAAUACUUCUUUGACAAGACUGUUGGCUUGUUGUGGCUCUACCUCCAAGCUCGACACAGCAGAGAUGGCCACAGCUACUGUUCAGUAAGAGGUUGCGAGAGAGUAAAAGUUAUCGCCACCACAUCCUCCAAACAGAUGUGCAACUGUACAGAAAAGGCCUACCCCAAGUACUCCCAGACCCCCUCUGCGGUGGUGCCUAUGCCAACCUUAAACACUCACCCCUGCAAAAACUGCGGCGCUAAACAGGCUGUGUUUUCCAGUGAGCCAUGGACGUCCUACCUCCAGACACAAAUCAAGUCUCUGACCGUCCAAGAGCAGCAGCGAGGAGACAACAGCUCCUUUAUCACUGUGAAUGAGGUGACCAUGCCCUUCUCUCAGCCUGGGUAUUUCAUAGUCUCUGUGGACGCCUGUUCUGGAAAGGUCACCAAAGAAACCUUCUUUGCUAAGAUGGACACCAAGAUGGAACAAUUCCUGAAAACUGGAAUACCAAAGAGGUCAAUAGUACUUAUGGCAACACGAGGUCAGCCAGUUGGCAUGGUGACUUUAGCACCGCAUCUGGUCUCCUUAGGCCUCGCCAAAGCUGCUGAUCUACACAGUAAAGAGAGCCUCGCAUUGUGGGGUUUCCAGGGAGGCUCUUCACCGCCUCCCUGGGUUUUCCUUCAAAGCAGCCAGAGGGAUGAGUUCCUGAGGCAGCAGGAGCGCUACUUGCCUCUGGCUUUAGAAACGUACGGCUGUUCACCACCUGCAGCUCAAACACGGAAAGACCUGGAGCUACUCAAAACAGCCACAGGACUACAAUGACCAAUGUGAACUAUACAACUUAACUACCCAAAGUACUCUUGCACACAAAGACGCAAACACACACAACCAGCUGAUGAAUGUGAACUGCUGAACUUUUAAUUUAUUAACAACAGCAAAGAUGUUUACCAGUCUCAAGUGGAGGAAGGUAUUUUAUUAUGAACGGGGUGAGUAUUUUUGUGAUUAUGUGUUUGUGUGCGUGUGUGUGUGAAUCUGUGUAGUAUGCCUUGGGGCCGAUGAGUCAAUGCACUUUCCUUUUAAAGACACAACUUGCCUUAUAAGCCAAAGUGAUCAACUGAAGCAUUGUAGUAACAUAUUUAUCUAUGCCAUUAGAAAAAACAACCAUAUCAACCUUCAACCUCUACCUGGUGGUUCUAUUUAUCACACAGUAAACAUAAAAAAAUGAAUGUGACCGAGUCUGAAAAUGGAAAACAAUGCAUUAGAUACACACACACAGAUGGAAAUUGUGAAAAUAAAUUACGUUGUCCCAGAAAUGAGAUCAUGUUCAGCUGGAAGUGGACGUGAAAUUAGACGGAUUAGAUGUGCUCAGGUCAAAAGGAAAUAUUGAAAAUAAAUGCCAUCGCAUCUGAGCAUUAAAGAGUAAUAUUAAGCCAAAAUUACAUGAAUUAUGAAACAAAAGGAUUAUUUAUUCCUUCAACACCUAUAACACCUAUAACCAAGUCAUAACAAGCCAUAUUUAUAUUAAGACAUAGACAUAUGUAAUAAAUUGAAUCAGGCUGUCUUUCCAAGAUACUGAAAUGCCAUUGGGAGGAGAGAUCUUCAUAACAUCUGCAGACAUUACGUAGUCCGUUGUUCUCCUUCUUUCCAUAAAUCCUUCAACACAUCUUUUAAUUUUUAGUUGAUGUCUGUAAAAAAAAAAAAACUGGAAACCUCCUCCUGUCAUCGUGCAGCUCUAAAGACUUAAAAGCACCUUUUUCUG
Messenger RNA from Sphaeramia orbicularis (orbiculate cardinalfish), 5369 nucleotides. RefSeq names its product cell migration inducing hyaluronidase 2 (gene cemip2). Bases 233 to 4432 code for a protein of 1399 amino acids. Lineage: Eukaryota; Metazoa; Chordata; Actinopteri; Kurtiformes; Apogonidae. The transcript has 25 exons. The record is from RefSeq and is a predicted model, not a curated record.